Messenger RNA from Scutellospora calospora, 210 nucleotides. Lineage: Eukaryota; Fungi; Glomeromycota; Glomeromycetes; Diversisporales; Gigasporaceae. The record is from the annotation of a GenBank genome assembly.
UCUAUUAUUUAUGGAAAAAAUUCAGGAGAACUUGGACAAAUGGGUAUUAAAGUUACUAAAAUGCUUUUCGAAACGGCUAAACCUAUACUUGCUCCAAUUCUGAAAACUUCCUCUAAAGAGGUUGAUGAAUUAUUUGAGUCUAUUUCCAAAGAAAUAAGUGAAUUGGAUUGUUAUCAAAUUUUUUUUCGUAUUUAUGCGUGUAAAAAAUAA